Pectinophora gossypiella (pink bollworm) is the source of this 780-nucleotide messenger RNA. Its product is annotated as alpha-crystallin B chain-like. Lineage: Eukaryota; Metazoa; Arthropoda; Insecta; Lepidoptera; Gelechiidae. Gene Ontology annotation, biological process: response to heat; protein refolding. The transcript is spliced from 3 exons. The record is from RefSeq and is a predicted model, not a curated record. Bases 1 to 780 code for a protein of 259 amino acids. Gene Ontology annotation, molecular function: protein folding chaperone.
AUGGCGGCACCGAAGAUCCAGGAUAAUGUCCUGGCCAAGACCAUCACUAUCCAGAGGACGGAUUUGUCCACCUUCGAUGACUCCUUCUCGUUCCUGCGAGAGAAAUUCGACGCUGAGAUGCGGAGGAUGGACGAGGCCAUGAACAAGUUUAGCUCGGAUCUACAAACCCUGUAUGGACAGCAGGGAACGUCGGCGCAAGUCGGAACGGCCUUGACCUCUGAUAUACAAAGCUCACCCACCUGGGACUCGCUGGUCAAUUCCCCUCUCAUACAAGGAGAAGGAACCGACAAAAUGCUGAAACUGCAAUUUGACUUGAGUCAAUUUGAUCCUGCAGAGAUAAAAGUACAAAUUGCUCAAGACAUCCUCACGGUCCAGGCCACCCACAAUGAACAGACAGACAGCAGCACUUUGACCAGGGAAUUUAAGAGAGAAUUCCUCCUUCCACGAGGCACAAACCCUGACGCGGUUAUAUCUUCCCUCUCUCGCGAUGGAGUCCUCACAGUCCAGGCCCCGUUGCCUCAACUGAUAGACCAGGAUAAACCGAAGAAGCAGGAGUCAAAGGUUUUGUCCAAGGGUCAGCAAAAUUCGCAACGCGCGCCGAAGCCAGACAAGACUGUGCCGAAGCCAGCAGCUGCUGAGGAGGCAAAGACUACUCCACCUGCCGCCCAGCUGCCUCAAUCCCCGCUAUCCUCAGUAUCACCAGCAGCCCCAGGAGAACUACCCCAGCCACAGUCACCCAGAACAGUUUCCAAAAUGGGAUCCAAGACUAGCAAGAAAUAA